This is a messenger RNA of Clonostachys rhizophaga, 1194 nucleotides long. NCBI's taxonomy places the organism in Eukaryota, Fungi, Ascomycota, Sordariomycetes, Hypocreales, Bionectriaceae. The record is from the annotation of a GenBank genome assembly.
AUGUCGGCCGAGUCAGAUAGGAUUCUCGCGCAGCUGCAGUCUGUUGGCGCAGAGUUCCGUGAGAAGCAACCGGGGGCUCGGGAGCAACUCAUCAAACUCUGUCGUGAAUUGAUAUCCAGCCUCGAGCUGCCUAGUGAAGCCAUUCAGCGAAUUGGCUGGGCAGAGCCUGCUCGGGCGGCUCACUGCCGCAUUGCUGUUGAUCUGAAGAUCCCUGAGCAUCUCAAGGAGAGUGGCACGGCCGGGAUAAGUGCGCAGGCCCUGGCGGCUAAGAUUGGCGCUGACGAUGUGUUGAUAGCUCGAACUAUGAGGCACUUGGCUGCCAUGAAAAUUGUAGCCGAGAAUGGCGUUGACACAUAUGUCGCCACGGGUCUUAGCAACGCCCUGACAGACCCUAAAUACAGAGAUGGUAUCAUCUAUACAUACGAUGUGGCUGGCCGAUCUUUCCGCGCUCUGCCCGAAUAUCUGAAGAAGACCUCAUACGCUCUCCCUACCGACUUGACCAACGGACCCUUCCAGCAUGCCCAUAAGACAGAUCUGCCUUUCUUCGCCUGGUUGGACCAGAACCCACCGUAUCUGGAAAAGUUUAACAACUACAUGUCAGCUUACCGCGCGGGGAAGCCAUCCUGGCUCGACCCCGGCUUCUACCCAAUCCAAGAGCGUCUCAUCAAUGGCUUUGAACCAACCUAUAGCGAUGUCAUGCUCGUAGACGUUGGGGGAGGUCUCGGUCAUGAUCUCAGGGAGCUGAAGGAGAAGCAUCCGAGUUUACCUGGGAGGCUCGUCCUGCAAGACAGACCCGAGGUCAUAUCCUCGUUGGCCAGUACCGGUGAAACUGUCUUUGACCCCACGUCCCACGAUUUCUUCACAGAGCAGCCAGUCAAAAAUGCGCGAACAUACUACCUUCAUUCCGUCCUUCACGAUUGGGGAGACGAUGACUGCAUAAAGAUCCUGCAGCAACUGAAGCCCGCGAUGAAGGCAGGGUACUCGCGAUUGCUGAUCAAUGAACUAGUUGUCCCGGGUCAGAACGCGCCAUGGUCUGUCACUUCGAUGGACCAGCUCGUUUUUGUGCUGGGCGCUAUGAGGGAGCGUACCGAGGCAGACUGGAAGAGUGUUUUGGAGCGCGCAGGGUUCCGGAAUAUCCAGAUUCAUAGCUUUGCCAUGGGAUCGGAGGUCAUUAUUGAGGCAGAGCUGGCAUAG